Messenger RNA from Thrips palmi, 6518 nucleotides. RefSeq names its product protein FAM135A. The record is from RefSeq and is a predicted model, not a curated record. The coding region runs from base 207 to 5315 and encodes 1702 amino acids. The transcript is spliced from 18 exons. Lineage: Eukaryota; Metazoa; Arthropoda; Insecta; Thysanoptera; Thripidae.
CUCGUGUCUUAGCUUGGGCACCUGGUCCCUUUGUCAUUCCAUGUUUUCCUAUUUAUGGACGUGCGUUUAUAUUACAUGCUUAUAACCUUAGGAUCUGUUGUUGUUCCGCUUUAUGUUCAAGUUGCUGUCCUCUUCUUAAUUCAACCACCACCAUCAAAUUGCACUCGUUUAACUGUGUCAAAAGAUAUGGACCGCUCCGAGUAGCGAUGACCGAACUGCAAGCUUUGGUUGAGUUUUCUGUGGAGCUAUACAAAUUCUACAAUGUGGACCUCUUCCAGCGCGGCUACUACCAGGUGCGGUGCACCCUCCGCACCUCCCCCAAGCUGCCCGUCAGGGUGGACGUGUCGCUGCCUCCGAGGAAGAGCGGCCGGGAGCCCCGCUCGCCCCGCGAACGGGUGGAGAUCAUCUUCCCGGCCUGCACCGUGGACGGCACCGCCGUGUCCAAGACCUUCCACAUCCUGUACCGCAACGACGAGGUGGUGCUGGACGACGUCAUGCUGUUCAGAGCCUUCAUCCUGGUCGACAGCCACAAGAUCGAGGAGACCCUGGAGCGGGCCGACUUCACGCUGGUCGUGGAGCUGUGGUUCACAGACGAGCCGUUCGGGCCGGACCAGCAGCGCUGCAUCGAGAGCGUGUGCGCGCGGACGCUGCGCCUGCACUUCCCGCCCACGCGCGGCCUGCACGACCACGUGCCCCUCCUGUUCGACUACAGCCACCUGGCGGCCGUCACCAUCACCGUGCACGCCGCCCUCGUCGCCCUGCACCAGCCGCACGUCAAGAGGAGCAUUUUGCACUACGUGCAGAGCUGCAACCCUCGCAGCACCAAGCCCUGGCUCGGUGCUUCGCAGCGGCUCAGCCUGCGCCACAACAGCAAGAACGAGCCCGCCUUCUUCGGCAACCUGAGCAGCAGCGGCGGCGCCACCAAGUGCGCCAGCGGGGGCAGCAACAGCAGCCGCCUCGCCCACGCGCGCCACGUGCACCAGGAGGUGUGCUCGCUGCUGCUGGCCGCGUACGAGGCCCUGCAGACCCGGCUCAACAAGUACAUGAAGCUGCUCCCCAAGUGGCAGCAGUCCCCCGUGCAGAGCAAGGACUGCCUGCAGCGCUUCAACACGCUCAGCGACUUCGCCAAGGGGUGUCACCGCCAGCUGGCCUCCACCCUCAAGGAAGGCGCGGAGCACCAGGGCGGCCUCGGCCACGGCCACGGGGCCACGCCGUACAAAGAGUACCGCGAGCACCGGGGCGUUGACGUCGAGGAGGAGUUCGCCGCACUCGCGAACAAGGACAUCGCCCAGCUGUGCGCCGAGAACAUCCUACUAUGGCAGAAGUUCCUCGACGCGUUCACGCUCAAAGAACCGAUUCACCAGCACCUGUCCAAAGUGCACCACCAGCUUCGGGUGCGGCGCUUCGCCGAGGCCUUCUUCGUGCUGGACAACCCCCGGCACUCGGCGGCCGGCUGCUACGACGCCAACUACCAGAACUACCUGACGGUGAGCGAGAUGGCGCGCCGGUCGCGCUACCUCGCCACGCUGCCGCCGCUGCCCAUCCAGUGCGUGGAGACGGACGGCGACAUCGCCACGCUGCCCAUCAUCUUCGAGGACCAGUACCAGGAGGUGGACGAGUUCGCGCGCCGCCGCAGUGCCGCAGGGCUCGGGCUGGGCGGCCGAGACGACAGCAAGCAGGCGUCGCGCGCCUCGCUCCCCAUCGCGGCCCUGGGCAACGUGGGCAACCACGAGGACUGCAGCUGCGGCAUCUCCGCCAUCCUGGAGUCGCGCGCCAAGCUGCAGCAGCAGCAGCAGCUGCUGCUGCGGCCCGCGUCGGCCUCCACCACCUGCACCUUGACCAGCAACAGCACGCUGUCCACAGACCUGACGGGCGUCGGCGAGCAGGAGCUGCAGGCGGGCGACGUCAUCAAGGCCACGCUCACGCUGCAGCCGCAGCGCCACCGCCACCGCAAGGGCAAGCACGACGCCCAGGGCCCUUCGGACCACACGGCCACGCUGCCGGUGCGCGGGGCCUCGGCCAACGCGCGCAGCGCCAGGCACAGCAAGUCCCUGGACCAGCUGCGCUCGCUGCAGGCCCCGCCCGGCGCCGGCCACAAGGCCGCCAACGGGGUCGCCGCUAACGGGCAGCCGGUGCCGCGGACCGACGGCUGGGUGUCGUCGGGCGGCCCGUCCGACGCCGAGCUGCUGUCCCGGAGCAGCGAGUGCAUGGCCGUGCUGGGCAUGGGCAUCACCCUGGACAGCGCGAUGCCGCCGCCACCCCGCCGCUUCCGCGCGCAACCCGGCGCCCCGGACCAGGACGGCGCCGCCUCCUCCACCGAGUCCAACAGCGACUCCCCGCCGCACGCCGCGGCCCUGGCGGCGCGGCACGGGCACGGCCACACCACGUACCGCCGCCUGGAGACGAGCGCCAGCGUGCCGUACGACCUGAGCGGCCAGAACGGCGUGGUGGUGGACGGCGUGGUGGUGCCGCCGCUGCCGGACUUGGACGCGCUGGGGCUGGGCUCCUCGCGCAGCACCGUGUCCCUGCCCAGCGUGCUGGGCGUGGACCUGGCCCUCGGCCUGGACGAGGUGGCCGCGGCCUUGGGCUUCCCCGUCGACGACGGCCGGCCUCGGCCGCCCCGUCGCGCCGCUAGCUGCGAGUCCAUGCCCAACCUGACCGAGCUAGGGCUGGGCGCGUCGGCGGCCAUGCUGCUGCCACCCAGCGAGCCGACCUCGCCCACCUCGCCGGCGCUCGUCGCCGCCAUCCCCGUGGUUGACAGGUCGCCGCCGACAUCCUCGUCCGUGUCGCUGUCCGUCAACGGGGAGGUGCCAGGCGGCGGUGACGGCGACGUCACGUCGGAGCAGAGUGGCUGGGUGUCACACUCCUCGCGGCGGUCAUCGCGUGACGCGUCCAGCGGCCAGCUCAGCCCGGACACGGACCGCGAGCAGGUCAACACCAUCGUGCGCGUGGGGCGCGGCGCCGGUCGCGUGGGGGUGGCGGCCACUGUAGGGGCUGCGGCUCGCGGCGUGGACGCGGCGCGGCGCGGGGACGCGGGUGCAGGGGCCGGCGAGGUGAGCGGCGAGCUGCUCCGCGCGCGCCUCAAGGAGCUGGUGCAGGUGCAGGUGGCGCGCGUGGCGCCAGGCCCCGUGCAGGGACCGUUGCCGCUCCUGCCGCUCCCCGACGUGGCGCCCGAGCGAGCGGGUCGCGCCGUCCCCGACCUCGUCGCCAAGAACGUCCCCGACCAGUUCCAGUUCCCCUUCCCGGACCUCGUGUCCAGCAGCAGUCCGCUACUGCCUCCCGUGUGGUUCGCCAACCCCUCGUCCGAGGACCCGCCCACCCCGGCGCCCGGCAGCGUGUCGCCGCCCUCGCCCGCGCCCUGCUCGGCCCCCAUCGCCACCGCCGAGCCCGCCUUCGAGGAGGUGCAGCUGCCGCCACCGUCCAUGUUCUGCGACGACCCUCCACCGCCGGAGCUGUUCCGCGACGACCCUCCGACGUCCUCGUCGCCCAUCCCCAACCUGGUGGACUUCCCCCCGCCGUCGCCGCCCCCCUCGGCCGCCAUGUUGGCCAAGCGGCCGUCGCUGCCGGCAGUGCUGGCCAAGAUGUCGCCGUCCCGAUCGUCGCCCGCGCUUGCCGUCGAGGUCACCUCGCCCGUCCACAACGGCAUGGCCGUGCACAGCGCCGCGACCAGCGGCACGCCGCCGAGGAGCCACUCGCAGCGCGUGUCGCCGUCCAUGGGCGUCCGCGCCAAGCUCACGGCCUCCGCGUCGGGCUCGCUGUCGGUGGACCACGGCUCCUCGCCGGCGUCCAGCGCGUCCAGCUCGCUGCUGCUGCGGAGGCUGUCGCCGAGGCCCGCGGUCAGGCAGACCGCCAAGGCGGCGCCGCCCGGGGCGCGGCCCGUGCCCGCCAAGCGCCACAAGUUCCCACCCCCGCUGUGCCUGGACGGCAGCGCGGACACCCUAGGCGGCUUGGGCGACGGCUACCACACGCUGCCCACCGCGGCGAGGGACAAGACCGGCACGUGCAUCGACAAGAGGCCGUGGCGGCGGCCCGUCCCCAUCACCAGCGGGCUGGACCCGCCGUCGCCCACCUCGGCCAACAACAACAACCACCACCACCAGCACACCCCCGCCACCAGGCACAAGGCCAAGGUGAAGCGCGAGGUCGAGUCCAACAACUACAAGUUCCACAAGCUGUCCAGCCAGAGCACGAGCAGCAGCGCCAGCAACAGUAGCAGCAGCAGUAGCAGCGGCGCCAGCAGGAAGACGGAGGUCACCAUGCUGGCCGUGGAGUCGGCCGCGGUGCAGGCGCAGGCCGAGGCGGAGGACAUGCAGGACGACAACCAGCAGCUCAUCCUGGCCGGCUCGGACUACGAGGCCAUCGUGAGCUUCGCCAAGGCCAAGGAGGAGUUCAAGCGCCAGAUCAACUUCUCCGGCAUGAUCUACAGCGACUUCGCCACGCUGGCCUCCACGCUGCCCUACUUCUACGUGAGCGACGCCUGCCGCAUGUACUCGCCGUCCGGCCUGCACCUGGUGGUGUGCGUGCACGGGCUGAGCGGCAACUCGUACGACCUGCGCCUCGUCAAGGCCUUCCUGGAGCUGGGCCUGCCCGGCUCCAACCUCGAGUUCAUCAUGUCGGAGCGCAACUCGUGCGACACCCAGACGGACUUCGACACGAUGGGCGACCGGCUGGUGACCGAGAUCCUGUACUACGUGGAGACGGUGGGGCUGAACCCGGCGCGCAUCAGCUUCGUGGGCCACUCGCUGGGCAACGUCAUCAUCCGCGCCGCGCUGGCCAAGCCGCGCAUGAAGCCGCUGCUGGGCCGCCUGCACACCUUCCUGUCGCUGGUGGGGCCGCACCUGGGCACGCUGUACAACAGCAGCGGCCUCGUCAACAUGGGCGUGUGGCUGCUGUCGCGCCUCAAGGGCUCCGACUCCAUCGUGCAGCUGUCGUGCCGCGACGCGCCGGACCUGCGCCAGACCUUCAUGUACAAGCUGAGCCAGGUGUCCAACCUGCACCUCUUCAAGAACGUGCUGCUGUGCGGCUCCUCGCAGGACCGCUACGUGCCGCUGCACUCGGCGCGCAUCGAGCUGUGCAAGGCCGCCGUCAAGGACACCUCUGCGCAGGGCACCGCUUACCGGGAGAUGCUGCAGAACAUCCUGCACCCCAUCAUCAACAACCCCGACGUGACGUUCGUGCGGUACGACGUGCACCACUCGUUCAGCGCCCACACCGCCGACGCCCUCAUCGGCCGCGCGGCCCACAUCGCCGUCCUGGACUCGGAGAAGUUCCUCGAGAAGUUCCUCAUGGUGGUCGGGCUCAAGUACUUCCGAUAAGUAACCGCACUGUGCCUGGCCAGCUUCUAUUGGGCCUCAGGGCGGCUGCGAUCUAAAGAAGACCCUCCUUCAGAAUGAGAUAAUGAGAUGCGUGGCAUCUUUAGCUUUGGUUGAUCUGGGCACGAAGGGUACGCCGACCAGUGAUUAUUGAUGAACCAGUAGCAUUUAUAGCGAAAAAAAUCCUUUUAUAUCUUGUGGUCCACUUACUAUUGCUCAGUAGAUAGUUUAUUAGGAAGAUUGUUAACAUUUUUCACUUUACAAUUCUUUCACUUCUCCAAAAGAAGAUAAUUUAAAACUAUGUUUUGCCUAUCUGAUCAGUGGACCAUUUGAAAGUGAUGGCAACUCUAUGAAAAUAGUGUCUCUGUGAUUUGAAACAUAUUUUAUCCGGCUUUAUUUCAAAGCAGAACCAUCAUGCAUAAAUGAAAAAAAUGCACUUUGUUUGUACCAAGUGCCAUAAAUGACGCAAAAUUCAACUCAUUCCUCUCACUGCCAAUGCAGUCUUUUCAUUACUUCACGUUUGAGUAGAAAUAUCCUUGAUAUGCCCUUUCGGCCUAUGUUAGACCAAGAAUCAUGUCCUUCAUCAUCACUUCCCUCCAGAACAGGAAGGUAUCUGUUUUAAAAAAUAUUUCUUUUUUGUUCCAGAAUAUAAACAUUUUUUUUGGCUUGUAGUUCGUGCCAAUACUACAAUAUUUUUGUUGUUCUAUUUCGGGAAUUACUUCAGUUUUGAGGUGCUGAAAAUUCUUACUCUCGCCUUUCUAUGACGCCAUUUUGUCUUCCCUCCUCCUCAACUUCCUGUAUUUCUCAGCACUGCCACAGAACAUUUUGAGUAAUCUUUGUGAUAUCUGAAGCUGCCCAUGCUUCAGCCAAAAUCUUUAUGUUGGAUGUGCAUUGUGCAUGUUAAGUUUCCCAAGCAGUAUUUUAUCUAGAUUGAAAUAGCAAAGUAAUCUCAUUUCUAAAAGAUCUUGUAGGAAGAGCUGUAGACCCCAAGCAGCAUAGUUUUCUUUUGCUGUCUUUCUUUUGCAAAGGCCUAAUUAUUGAGACAUGUUUUCCUCUGUGUGCAUUUUAAACGUCUUCACUUUUCGUGUACAUAUGUGUACCAUGUGUAAAUAUGUAUGUAUGUAAGUUAUGUACGUAUAUGUGUGUAUGAAUGUAUGUAUGUACGUAUGUAAGAUAACUGAAAGAAUAAAACUCAUUUUUCCCUUA